AUGUCUAACCCCCAAUCAACAACCACAGGCAUCUCCCUCCAAGACCUAAACACAAACCUAGAAGAAAGACCCAUCCGAACAACCCAAAAUGACCUAUCAACACCCCCCUCCGAAACAGACAUAAUGCAACAAUCCCUAAUAGCAGACUCCCAAGUCCCCGACGGCGGUGAAGCCUGGGUCGUCAUAUCAGGUUGCGCGGUCGUAACAUGGUGGUUCAUCGGAACAUCUUACUGCUGGGGCAUUCUCCAAGCCGCGCUUGUAAAAGAAGGCGUAUCGUCAUCUUCAACGCUGGCGUUCGUCGGUUCGCUUGCAACGGCAUGUAUCUCCUUCUUGGGGAUUCUGAAUGCGCGUGUCAUCCGUAAACUCGGGACGCGGAUGUCGGCCAUGACUGGCGUGUUCUUUUUGGGGCUUGGAGAAGUGCUGAGUGGGUUCUCUGCUAUGAAUAUUGGGGGACUGUUUGCUACGGCUGGGAUUGUUAUGGGGAUUGGUAUUAGUCUCUGCUUCAUGGUCGUCUCCGUCACACCAGCGCAGUAUUUCCGAAAGAAGCGCGGAAUCGCGAAUGGCAUCGUCUAUGCGGCGGGCGGACUUGGCGGUGCUGUGAUUAGCUUCGUGAUGAAUGCGCUGCUCGAGCGCGUGGGCGUGCAGUGGACGUUCCGGAUUAUCGGUUUUGCUACUUGGGCUACGGGCUUGCCGGCUGCGUAUUUGAUCAAGCAGCGGGUUCCAAUUCCGCCUUCGGCUGUUGUGGAUUGGCGUCUAUUCCGCGACAUCCGCUUCGUCCUCCUCUUCGCAAUGGGCGCAAUCGCCACAUUCCCCCUCCUAGUCCCACCCUUCUUCCUACCUCUCUUCACAGCUUCGCUGGGAAUGUCAUCCGGCACGGGAGCGGGUAUCGUCGCCGCAUUCAAUUUCUCCUCUGCGCUGGGGAGAUUACUUUGCGGGCUCUGCAGCGAUCUCGUCGGACCGCUGAAUACGCUAUUCAUUUCUCUUCUACUGAGCGCGCUGAGCAUGCUGAUUAUCUGGCCUAUCUCGACUUCACUGGGGCCGUUGGUCGUCUUUGUUAUCGUCAAUGGUAUGGCGAAUGGGGGCUUCUUUUCGACUAUGCCUACUGUUGUUGGAAAUACUUUUGGCUCAGCCAGGGUGUCUGUUGUUAUGGGGAUGGUUGUCACGGGCUGGGCUGGGGGUUAUUUGCUUGGUGCCCCCAUUGCUGGGUUUAUCCUCGAUGCUGCUGGCGGGGAGAGUAAGGGGAUUACCGGUUACCGUCCAGCUAUUGUCUAUGCUGGUGUUAUGGCUCUUGUUGCUUCUAUCAUUGGGCUUUCUAUUCGGCUGAAGACUGACAAGCAACUGCUCAAGAAGCUCUAG
This is a messenger RNA of Penicillium concentricum, 1356 nucleotides long. RefSeq names its product Major facilitator superfamily domain general substrate transporter. NCBI's taxonomy places the organism in Eukaryota, Fungi, Ascomycota, Eurotiomycetes, Eurotiales, Aspergillaceae. Gene Ontology annotation, biological process: transmembrane transport. Gene Ontology annotation, cellular component: fungal-type vacuole membrane. Gene Ontology annotation, molecular function: transmembrane transporter activity. The transcript is spliced from 4 exons. Bases 1 to 1356 code for a protein of 451 amino acids. The record is from RefSeq and is a predicted model, not a curated record.